Molecule: messenger RNA, 3486 nt
Organism: Zingiber officinale
Lineage: Eukaryota; Viridiplantae; Streptophyta; Magnoliopsida; Zingiberales; Zingiberaceae
Product: la-related protein 1A-like
Exons: 14
Coding region: 425-3205 (926 amino acids)
Biological process (GO): mRNA stabilization
Molecular function (GO): RNA cap binding
Source: RefSeq, a predicted model, not a curated record
AUCUCGCCCGUCCUCUUUUAUCCACCGCACUGUCACUCUCCGCCGAUUCUAAAAACCCUAAUCCCGCCUUCUGCGACGCUCACUGCCUCAAAACCCUAAUCCCGGUGAUCCCGCCGCUGUGGCAUCUACGAUUACGCGCCGAUGGCUGCUCCUGGAUCGCCGCUCCCCGUCAUUCCGCUCCUUGUGCCGUAGACGGUAUAUUAGAUUCGAGUACAGCGCAUUGUGAUCUCUCGUGGAGUAGGUUUUUCCGCAGACUCAUACCCUGGCGUCGGAGAGCGGCACCACGCUGCCAGCCGCGGCGGCCGUUGCGGGUCCUGGAACGACAGAAGCGCAAGAGCCAGCACUGGCUCCUGCGAAAGCUGGGCCAUCGCCGUGGAGGAAAGCGGCGGCGACGGCUGAGGAAGGGAAGGAGGGAGAUCUGUUGAUGGGUGCGGAGUCGUGGCCUGCCCUUGGGGAUUCUAAGCCUAAUGAUUCGUCGGAUAUUGCGACUAAGGCGGCACCUGCUGCUAUGCCGCCACCAAGGGCGAUGCUUAACCCGGGUUUUCAACCACCUGCUGCUCCAAUUCAGGGAUCAAUGGGCAUUCGGAAAUCUGGUGGUUUUGUAAGUAACAAUUCUCCCAAGCAACAUCAUCACAAAAAUGGCCCUAGACGUAAUGGACCAGUUAAUGGUGGACCACCGCUUCCUGUACAUUUCACAUACCAACAACCAGGGCAGCCAAUGGUGUAUCCUGUUUUACAACCUCCAACUCUGAUGGUUCCUGAUUAUGCUUAUCAGUCUAAUCAUGUACCAUUUCCUAAUGUUCAACCACAUAUUGUGAAUUCGGGCGAACCUCACAUGCGGGGAUUAGUCCCAACCAGCCAACCUGGAGGAAAUGAUGGAAAUAGAAAUUUUAAGCCUCUGCAACAAGAUCCAAACAAUUGGCAUCCCAAUGUUCCAUAUGGUGGCAGACCAUAUAAUGUCCAUGAACCUCCUCAAAUGUGGAGGCGGCCUUUUGGUCCAAGAGACAGCAUAGAUAUGCCUCAUGGCAUUGGACCAAGAACUUUCUUCAGGCCUGUUCCUCAAUUUCUAGGUCAUGCACCUAGAUUUAUCAGUGGACCUGGUUUCCCUGGCCCUCCUAUGUAUUAUGUUCCUGCUUCUACUCUUGAAGUGCUGCAUGGCCCUCCUCGAUUUCCUUCACACCCUUCUCCUCCAGUCCAUCCCAAUAUGACACCAGAGACGGUAGCUUUGCAAACUAAUAUAGUAAAACAAAUUGAGUAUUAUUUCAGUGAUGAGAACUUGCAAAAGGAUCGAUACCUGAUAUCAUUACUGGAUGAGCAGGGAUGGGUUUCUAUAACCAAAAUUGCUGAUUUUAAUAGGCUCAAGAAGAUGACGACUAGUAUACCCUUGAUUCUUGAUGCUUUACGUAGCUCAAAUUUGAUAGAAAUUCAGGAUGACAACAUAAGACGGCGUGGCGAUUGGUCCAAGUGGAUUUCAGCCCCAUCUCCUGUUGUUUCUUCACAAUUUCAGUCCACACAAGGCCAAUCUCCUGUAAGGGUGAAUAUCAACAUUAAUGAAAGAAGUAAUAGUGCUCAAAUUCAUGGGACCCAUUGUGAAGAUCAAGAUGGAUAUUCAAAUUCAACACCUUUUUAUUCUACAAAAGAAUCUAAUACUUUCUCAGAGUCUAGUACAGGAAAUGUGCUUAUUAGUGUUGAAGAAGUUGAUCAAAAUGGAGAUAGAAAGAAUGAUAAGGAGAUGGACUGUAACACACUUUUGGAGGGACAGAAAGAUCCUCUUGGUGAUUGCAGAUGUACGCCUAAUAAUAACUCUAUUGUCAGCAAUGUUGAUGUUGAUUAUAUAAUUAAUGAUUCUCAAAUCUCUAACAACUUGGAGGUCAAUCUCAACUCCUGUGACAUUGGUCCAAAAUUAGACAAGGUGACAACAGAUGGUGCUGAGUAUGAUAAUGGUUUUCUUGAUAGUCCUCAUGUGUACAAUUCUCAAAGUACUUUUAUGCUUGAUGAGGAGCUUGAAUUGGAGCAUACGGCAAAUGAGAUUGAUCGUCUUUCAUUAAAUAGAAGGGUUGAUGACGAAGAGGAUGAAAUGAAUGUUAAUGAUCAAGACGUGCACAGGCUUAUAAUUGUUACACAAGAUACCAGGGUCGACAAAGAUGAUAGCACUAGCUCAGGGAAACCAGAAAUAAUAUCUAAUGAACUUGCUUCUGCUAUCAAUGAUGGUCUUUAUUUUUAUGAGCAGGAGUUGCAUGCCAAAAGAUCCGGUAAUAAUAGAAAUACCAACACAAAAAUGACUAAAUCUGGUCCCACCAAUGUAACCUCAUCCUUGCAUCUGAAGACAAACCUAAAUAUCACAAAUUAUGCCUCUGACAACGUUGGACAAGCUAACUCUCGACAGCGCCAAAAUAAAGGCGUGAACAAAUCACAUGCCUCUCAUAGGCGUCUUUUUCCAAGUAAUUUUAGAAAUCGUCAUGGAGUUGCAUCUGAGAGCCCACCAAGCAACUCGGUUGGCUUUUUCUUUGGUUCAACACCACCAGAAAAUAUCUGCUUUAUGCCUUCUAAGUUGAGUGUCUCACCACAUAAUAUUCAUCCUGGGAGCCCACCUGUGGGAUCAAUGCCAAAAUCUUUUCCACCGUUUCAGCAUCCAAGCCAUCACCUUCUAGAGAAAAAUCAAUUUAAGCAGCAAAAGUAUCUGAAGUUCCACAAACGUUGCCUUAAUGAUCGAAAGAAAUUAGGGAUUGGUUGCAGUGAGGAAAUGAAUACUCUUUACCGAUUUUGGUCAUAUUUCCUACGAGAUAUGUUCAACAAAUCAAUGUAUGAUGAAUUUUGUAAAUUUGCAAUGGAAGAUGCAAAUGCUAAUUAUAACUAUGGGCUGGAGUGUCUCUUCAGAUUUUACAGUUAUGGGUUGGAGAAACAAUUUAGGGAUGAUCUGUAUGAUGAUUUUGAACGACUCACACUUGAAUCUUACAAGAAAUGCAAUCUUUAUGGCCUUGAAAAAUACUGGGCAUUUCACCAUUAUAGAGGUCACCGCAGAACUGAUGCUCUAAGAAAGCACCCAGAGUUGGAGAGGCUUCUUCGAGAAGAAUAUCGCACUCUGGAAGAUUUCAGGGCUAAGGAAAAGGCUGGCACAGCUUCAGGAAAAGAGUGCAGCAGCAGCAGUGGUGGCUGCAACAACAAUAAGUGUGGUGGUUUUAAUGACCAUGGAGUCGUGCCAUAGGUUGAGCUGCUGCUACAGCCUUGCUUUCCCUGCUCUGCAUCAUGCAGUUUUUCAGCCUUGGCACCGUUUCCUGCAAACUUAGUUUCCAACUUGUUAGUAUGGAUUAGAGGGUCUGUACAUUUCAGAUAUAUGGAGGUUUUAAGAUCCUUGCCGCUGGUAAAUUUUGGCUGAGUCAGGAAUUCUUUCUCCAUCCCAGAUUUUGUAUAUAACGCCAAAGAUAGAAAACAUACUGUAUCUGGAAUCUUGGAAAUUGACCAAUAAUAUGGUUUAAAAUUCAGCCA